AUGUAUCAGAGUAUAUCAAACUGUUUGGGGUUUCGGGGAUGCUACAAAAAAGGCCCAAUUGUUAUUGUUUUUGCACCAAUCAGACAAAAAUACUUUGUUGUUCGAUGCAAAGUGUCGAGCCGCGUGACGGCGCCGUGGGACUGGUCCUGGUGGAGGCGGGGUAUGGGUGCCUCCCAACGCCUCCAGAAGAUCGCACAACUCGAGGUGUCGUUUGGCGGUGACCCCGAGGCCUCCGGCUACAAGGACAUCUUUUACCUUUUCACGGCCGUCGCCAUCCUGACGAAGAGCGGGAAUCGCGACAGGAUUACGAGUUGGCGUACAAGGAGGUGGUACCUGAGGGCUGGCUCUCCUUCAGGCUCGAGGUGGCGCCUGACUACCGGCUGUACAGGAAGGCGAAGGAUGGCACUCAAGUCCUGCUUUCGAGAGAUCGCUGCCCUUCCCGUGCAAGAGGUCGUUAUUUCCGGGAGCAACAUUACCCUCGGAUGUGACGCAGAUUGGUACGCCUGGCGCGUGGACGGCGAGAGCGUUGUGGUGCCCCUGACUCCUGGAGGGAACCAGCUUGUGGCCGUAUAUUCCAAUAGCCAUUUUACGCCCACGCUCGUCCUCGGGAGUCUAAACGUCACGCUGACGGCGGAGCAGAAGAACGCUCGCGACGUGGACGACGGGAAGGCUUUACCUCCUUACAUGAGUCAUGAGUUCACUAUCGAAUGCUCCGUCGCGUCGGCGGGGGUCGGGGAUGGCGUCGUCUGCGGGGUUAAGAGGGAGGGCGAAGUAUUCCAGCGGCUGAAGAUGCCAACCUUGCCGGCCACAGUGACACUGGAAGGCUCAGGGCAACCACAGUAUUUCUUCCUUCAGCAACCCGAGCCCCUCUUGGUGGUGCAUCCCCCUUCCACCACCCGCCCGGUUUCCCCGAGGCCGCCACAUCCUAGCACCACGCCGAUGUCAGUUGCGCCCGCCGUGGGCUGGAGUGGCUGGUGGGCGGCGCUGGCAGUCAUCCUCGCCAUCCUGCUGGGCUUCGUUGUCGUCAUGUGCGUGAUCUCUCACUACCAUCGACCCAAGAUCCAGUUACCGCUGCGCCUGUGGAACGCUGUGGCAUCAGGUGAGCAGGAGGAGGUGGAGCAGGUCCUCGUGACCCUGGCGCCAGACCCCGAGAAAGCCCUCGAGGGCUGGACGACCUCGCCCUACGAAGAAGCGCACCACCGAGGACACUAUUACGUGCUGAGGACACUCGAGGAGUUCAUGGGGAAGGAGCCCGAAGUUCCUCAAAGUGAUUUGAUUCUCAGUGUCAUGCAGACACACACCCGCAAUGUGGAGGCAGUGUUUGAGGCGGCGCGCGGAGGCCAGUAUCGGUACGGGGGCGGCGUGGACGUCCUCUUGCGGGCGCACAGUCUCCCAGGCACGCUGCAGGACCAGUUCGGAUAUUCUCUUCUCCACUACGCCGCCUCCGUCAAACUGGCAGACGGAGGUCCCCUGUGGCUGGCGACCGACAUCCGAAGUCUCGUCGAAAGCCAUCAGGUCUUCGUGAAUGCCGUCGAUUAUAAGGGCCGCACCGCCCUUCACGCCCUCGCCGAAGCCGCCAGCACGAGCGAGCGCAACACCUGCUGGGACGGCAAGGCGCUGAGCGUGAGCCAGGCGUGGGUCAGCAUGGCGGCCCUGGUGCUGAAGCUCGGCUGCGACCCGCGUCUCCCAGACCGCCACAGCCACCACCCGGAUCAGCUGGCUAGAGCGGCAGGGAACCAUAUACUGGCGGAGGAACUGGCCAAGGCUUCGCAGCGCCUAGGCGCCAUCGACUCGACGGAGAAGUUGUGUCAGUUUAAGGACCUAGCGAAGGCGGCCAAGUACGGCGACGUGCACACCAUGCAGAGUCUGCUGAUGGAGGUCGUGCCCGUGCUGCCCCUCGGCGCCCGCUCCGACCCACUCCUGGAGGCCGUGCAGGGAGGGCACAGGGACGCCGUGUUUCUCCUGUUCAGUGCCGGUGCCCCUCUCUGCGCGCAGGGCCUCGUGGGCAACACACCUUUCGAGGUCGCUCACAGCACCAAGGGGCUGCCGGCGCUCUUCCCGGCUCUCGUCAGGAAGGCUUUCAGCGAUAGACUGCAAGUAGAAAUAUCGCAGCUUGCGUGCUCGGACAAAGACGAAGUCGAUCUUAAGAACGGCCUGGAUACCUUGAAGACCAUUGCCGAAAAUUCGGGCCACAGGCUGGAGGAGGAGCUGAGGACCUGGUUCCACAACAGCAGCUCCCUCAACUACACGAAGUUGUUGGCGAAGGCGGCCGGCAUGGGGCUCACCCUCACCUGCCAGCUGCUGGGCGUGGCAGGGGUGCGCCUCAACGCCCUCCCCGGAGAAGUUCCUCCCCUGGAGCUUGCCCUGAGGCGGCGCCACCACGACACCGCCUACGCUCUGUGUCGGGACCUGAGGAUGAACCCCUACGCCACGAAAUGCGAGGCGACGGACGUUUCUCAGCGGCUCGUCAGCGAUCUCCUGGACAGCGAACUCAUUCGCUUCGAGAGGAAACUGCAGAAAACUGGUAUUGAUAAGAUGACUUCCGAAAGCCUGAUGACGUAUGCAAGGAGUGUGAGAGAGAAGCAGCAACUCCGGGAACCAACGAGGACCUUCCUCUAUCUGCUGGCGGAACUGAGCCUCAUUACGAUUCUGCACCGGAUGCGGAAACUGUGCCCAAAUUUAUGUAUAGAUACUUUAGUGCACGAGGGAGUAGGAGCUACCAUGCUGCAUGUGGCUGCUGCAUACGGUAAGACGAACAUGGUUGAAUAUCUACUCUUCCAAGGGGCCAGUCAUGCAAUUAGGACCUACGCUGGGCUUACCCCAGUCCACUUGGCAGCCACACGAGGCUACAAAGAAUGCAUGGAAUACAUCGUGAAUUACACGGGCGAAGAGCCUGACCUAAACCAUGGCCUGAGUCCGAACGAUGUUUUUCAAGACUUUGCUGAAAACAUAAAGAACUGUCAUCUAGAUGUGCUGUCGAAGGAAGAGGCGACAGCGAUUGCAAGCGCGAAUGGGAAUCAUUUGAGGGCGAAGCUCAUGCUAGCAAAGCGGUGCGAAGUUCUGGGAAUCAGAAAUGUGCAGGACAUUCAGGAGAUUAUCGAAAAAGAACAGAAAAUCAUUGAAAGCAUGAAUUUCUCAGAGAUCAAGAGUAUAAUUGAAAAAGAUUUGAAUGUGUUUUUAAAGGAGAUAACUCAAAUAGAUCCGCGUUUUACGGGUAAACUUGUAUCGUUUUGCUCAACCAGUGAAAAGAACGAAUUUUUCUUGCCAGAUGAUUUUGAGUUCUACAUUGAGCUUGAGGAUUACCACGCCCUCCAAGGGGGAUGCAUAACAGUUAGCGAUAGGGCUGGGAAGGAGGCCAAAGACUGUGAAGAAGUUUUCCGCUUGACAUCAACUCGAGACGAAGACCUCUUUGAGGUCUCAAGAUUCAAAGAUUCCUUUUACAAAGCUGCCCAAGAAGCUCUCAGCAAGACAGCAUUCAAAAACCUUGCUUUAGUGCCGCCGUUCUUCACGCAUUCAUUAGUAGGGGUUUCGCUGUUUGCUCUGUAUUUAGGCAAACCUAGAGCCACUCUGGUGCGUGUGUCUGUUACCCCCGUCGUUAAGGCGCCGGUGCCCCACGAGCACCAGUGGCAGCACCUGCCAGAGAGGUUGCAAAACCCUCAGAGCGAGAAGGGUCACGAACACCUUGCGAACACUGCGGAAGGGGCAUGGAUCUAUCUGUUUAAUUUUAUGCACGAACAUAUUAUAUCUUCUCUGAGGAAGGAAGAGCUGAUAGUCUUGCAAACGUGCGUGUUCUUCUGCAAACUCCUUAAGGCCUACUGGUGGCUGCCGAAACGCGAACAGCGACGUUAUGGUUGUGUGUGGCAGACAUCUCCUUUGGGCGUCGACGUGCCAAGCCCCCGGACUCUGAUCACCCUCUUCUUGGCGGAGCUAAUGGAGGAGGGAGAAGAGGUCCUGAGAAAGGAGGUCUUCGUCGAGAAGGUGAUCUCGGUCUUGCGGAGAGCACCCAAGCCAGAGAAGUUCUCAGGGUCCUUUAAGUCGUCACAACGAAGGCAUCCGAUCGUUGUCGGAGAAGUCCGUGCCAUAAUGCUCUUCUUGAAGGGCAUACAGUGAGCACCAGGUGACACGAGUCAAAUCAUGAACGACAUUUGACAGGCUGUGUCGUGAAAACAUUGCAAGCUGGAAAACGUUGGUUGUAGAAAAGGUGUCCAAAUACAUAGGCUUUGAAGUUUUCAAGAAUGCCAGCAAUGUUACCCGGCCUAUAUUUGUGAAAAUAAUCACACUCGUAUUAAAAGACUGGAAGAGAACAUCAUUAUAGUUGGUAAAAUAUUUUUUAAUUAUGAAUCACAGCUACCCAAACCAGAGGUGAUAAGUCAUUGUUUGAAAUUCUUCAAUAAGAGAAAUCACAACAUUGUGUGCUAUAUCUCUUAUUUCUGAAUUGUCAUGUCCAUGUCCCUUAAUCUUAUUUUCUAGUCAUAAGUGAAUUUCCCAAUGCUCAAAUUAUAGUAUAAAUGCCAAAUACAUACCCACGCUA
This is a messenger RNA of Penaeus vannamei (Pacific white shrimp), 4531 nucleotides long. The record is from RefSeq and is a predicted model, not a curated record. NCBI's taxonomy places the organism in Eukaryota, Metazoa, Arthropoda, Malacostraca, Decapoda, Penaeidae.